Molecule: messenger RNA, 2211 nt
Organism: Pseudopodoces humilis (Tibetan ground-tit)
Lineage: Eukaryota; Metazoa; Chordata; Aves; Passeriformes; Paridae
Product: solute carrier family 22 member 13
Biological process (GO): transmembrane transport
Cellular component (GO): membrane
Molecular function (GO): transmembrane transporter activity
Source: RefSeq, a predicted model, not a curated record
CCAAACACAGCCACCAAUGUCAGGUGUCGGGGAAAUUUUGAAAGCAAUUGGUGAUUUUGGGCGAUUUCAGAAAUGCUUGGUGUUGCUUUCUGUGAUCCCCUGCCUCAGUGUGGCUUUCCACCAGUUUUGCCAGCUUUUCAUGGUCCCGUUUGUGCCUCACCACUGUGACACCAGCUGGAUCCGCGCCGUCGGCCCCAACCUGACGGAGGAAGAGCAGCUGAACCUCACCCUGCCCCGGGGCACGGACGGGGAGUUUGAGCAGUGCUCCAUGUACUCCCCGGUGGACUGGGACCUCCAUUCCAUUGUGGCCUAUGGGCUGAAUGACACCGAGAAGUGCAUCAAUGGCUGGGUGUACCCCUCAGACCAGCCACCGUCCCUGCUCACCGAGUUUGACCUGGUGUGUGACAGGAAGGACCUGAAUGACAUUGCCCAGGCCAUCUACAUGGCAGGGCUGCUCCUGGGAUCCAUGAUCUUUGGGCCUCUAAGUGACAGGAUUGGCCGCCGCCUGGUCAUUCUGAUCUCUGUCUUCCUCCAGGGCCUGUUUGGCCUGGGAAUUGCCUUUGUGCCCCAUUUCUAUGUGUACAUGGCCUUCAGGUGUGUCGUGGGGGCCUCCGUGUCAGGGAUCACCAUGACAAUACUGGCCUUAGCUACAGAAUGGAUCGGUGUCUCCUCCCGGCCAAAGGCAGUGCUCACUUCUCACUGCUGUUUCGCCAUGGGGCAGAUGAUUUUGGCUGGUUUGAGUUAUGGGAUUCGCAACUGGAGGCUGCUGGAAAUUGCAGGAUCUGUUCCUAUAUUUGCCUUUUUCUUCUUCAUUGGGGUGCUCCCAGAGUCAGCUCGCUGGCUGGUGACCAAAGGCAGAAUCGAGGAAGCCAAGAAGGUUCUGCAGAAGGCGGCAGCCAUCAACAAGCGCAGCCUCCCACCAGAGCUCCUGGAGCAGCUGAAGCCUGAGAAAGAGGUCAAGUCUGGAAGUUUCCUGGAUCUCUUUCGGAAGAAGCACCUGCGGAAGGUGACUUUAAUCAUGUCAUGUGUCUGGUUUGUGAACAGCUUUGUCUACUAUGGUCUGAGUCUGAACGUGACAAAUUUUGGCCUGGACAUCUACCUGACUCAGCUGGCCUUUGGAGCAGUGGAAAUCCCAGCCCGUGUUGGUUGUAUCUUCAUUCUGCAGAGGUUUGGGAGGAGGAAAACGCAGGCCGUUCUCCUGGUGCUGAGUGGCCUGGUGUGUCUGAUCAUCACCGGCAUCCCUGAAGACCAGCCCAUGGCAACCACCGUCCUGGCCACCAUUGGCAAGUUUGCUGCCUCAGCCUCCUUCUCCACCUCCUACGUCUAUGCUGCCGAGCUCUUCCCCACGGUCGUCAGGCAGACGGGCGUGGGGCUGUGCUCCAUGGCUGCACGGGUGGCCGCGAUCCUGGCCCCGCUGGUUCGUCUCCUGGGGCAGCACCACCGGGCCAUCCCCAUGGGCAUCUUCGGGAGCGCCCCCGUGCUGGGGGGGCUGCUCUGUGUCCUGCUACCCGAGACCUGCGGCACCGACCUGGCAGAUGGCACAGGGGACGGCCACCCCCCGGCUGAGGUCUGCGAAAAUGCCACCAGCAGUUCUCAGAAUGGGGAGGUGAAAGGAAAAGGUGGUGGCCAAGACAAUGAGAGCACGAAGACCACGUACCUCUAGAUGGGUCUGCAGGUGGUUGUGGAUAAAGGCAGCCCAGUGCUGUGGGCACUGAGGACAGGCAGGGUCUCUUCACCACAGGAUACCACCAUUGCUUAGGCUAUCACUGCCAAUUCUUGGGUUUCCUUGUCUCUUUUGCCUUCCUGUAUCUCCCUCUGUAGCCUGUCUUCAGGCACUGCAGGCUGUCACUGGUGUUCAAUAGGGCUCUCACCAGAGCAAACUGGGUGCUUUUUCCUUGAGGGAAAAAAGAAAGAAAUCAAGAAUUAGAAUGAGGCACUUCCUCUUCAUUUUUCCUGUUACGUCUCCAGGACGAUGAGACUGUAAACUUUGUCCAGUGAGGCACCCACCUCUUGCAAGAAUGAACUUGCAAGAAAGAACUGGGCUGACUAACAGGAGAGCUGGAGCAGAUGCAGCACUGAAAACAAUCUCACACCUGCAAGGAGUGAUUUAUCAUGACUGUCUAGCAAGAUCAUCCCAUUCUCUCAUUAAAAACACUCCUUUUUCCUUUUCCUUUUCCUUUUCCUUUUCCUUUUCCUUUUCCUUUUCCUUUU